Molecule: messenger RNA, 5879 nt
Organism: Ictalurus punctatus (channel catfish)
Lineage: Eukaryota; Metazoa; Chordata; Actinopteri; Siluriformes; Ictaluridae
Product: calcium-independent phospholipase A2-gamma
Exons: 10
Coding region: 2722-5316 (864 amino acids)
Biological process (GO): arachidonate metabolic process
Cellular component (GO): membrane
Source: RefSeq, a predicted model, not a curated record
UUUAUCAAUUAAAUAAUGUUGCUAUGAACUUCCGUUAACUAAAGUGCAGCUGCACUACCCAGAUUGUCAUCAAAUUAGGAGCUCUAACUAAGCAGUUAUAUUAAACUAGAUGCUAUAUCCCACAAGCAAGAGAGCUGUUGUACGAAUAUUGGGACUCCUGUGAUUUGGCUUUAGGUACCAGUGACCUGUUUAUAUGACAGUUGUAUUAAUAAGGUAUUAAAAUGAAGUAACAGACAUUUCAGAGACAAUAUGGGCAAAUAUUUAGUUUUUUUUCCCAACAGAUAUGGUUCCCAAAGAAGCCACAACUGAAAUAGUUUGUUGGAUGUUGCCAUGGCAAUGCACAGACUGACUGACAGUCAGUAGUACAGUGCAUCCGGAAAGUAUUCACAGCGCUUCACUUUUUUCACAUUUUGUUAUGUUACAGCCUUAUUCCAAUAUGGAUUAAAUUCAUUAUUUUCCUCAAAAUUCUACGAACAAUACCCCAUAAUGACAACAUGAAAGAAGUUUGUUUGAAAUCUUUGCAAAUUUAUUAAAAAUAAAAAAACAAAAAAACACAUUUACAUAAGUAUUCAAAGCCUUUGCCAUGAUACUCAAAAUUGAGCUCCGGUGCAUCCUGUUUCCACUGAUCAUCCUUGAGAUGUUUCUACAACGUGAUUGGAGUCCACCAGUGGUAAAUUCAGUUGAUUGGACAUGAUUUGGAAAGGCACACACGUCUAUAUAAGGUCCCACAGUUAACAAUGCAUGUCUGAGCACAAACCAAGCCAUGAAGUCCAAGGAACUGUCGGUAGACCUCCGAGACAGGAUUGUAUCGAGGCACAGAUCUGGGGAAGGGUACAGAAACAUUUCGGCAGCAUUGAAGGUCCCAAUGAGCACAGUGGCUUCUAUCAUCCGUAAAUGGAAGAAGUCUGGAAAGAGCAGGACUCUUCCUAGAGCUGGCUACCCGGCCAAACUGAGCGAUCAGGGGAGAAGGGCCUUAGUCGGGGAGGUGACCAAAGACCCGAUGGUCACUCUGACAGAGCUCCAGCGUGUUUCUGUGGAGAGAGGAGAACCUUCCAGAAGAACAACCAUCUCUGCAGCACUCCACCAAUCAGGCCUGAAUGGUAGAGUGGAGAGAUGGAAGCCACUCCUCAGAAAAAGGCACAUGACAGUCUACCUGGAGUUUGCCAAAAGGCACCUGAUGGACUCUCAGACCAAAGAUUGAACUCUGGCCUGAAUGGCAAGCGUCAUGUCUGGAGGAAACCAGGUGCCACUCAUCACCUGUUCAAUACCAUGCCUACAGUGAAGCAUGGUGGUGGCAGCAUCAUGCUGUGGGGAUGUUUUUCAGCGGCAGGAACUGGGAGACUAGUCAGGAUCGAGAGAAAAAUGAAUGCAGCAAUAUACAGAGACAUCCUUGAUGAAAACCUGCUCCAGAGCGCUCUGGACCUCAGACUGGUGUGAAGGUUCAUCUUCCAACAGGACCCUAAGCACACAGCCAAGAUAACAAAGGAAUGGCUACAGGACAACUCUGUGAAUGUCCUUGUGGCCCAGCCAGAGCCCAGACUUGAACCUGAUUGGACAUCUCUGGAGAGAUCUGAAAAUGGCUGUGCACGGACGCUCCCCAUCCAACCUGAUGGAGGUUGAGCGGUCCUGCAAAGAAGAAUGGGAGAAACUGCCCAGAAAUAUGUGUGCCAAGCUUGUAGCAUCAUUCUCAAAAAGACUUGAGGCUGUAAUUGGUGCCAAAGGUGUUUCAACAAAAUAUUGAGCAAAGGCUGUGAAUACUUAUGUACAUGUACUUUUGUUGUUUUUUAUUUUUAAUAAAUUUGCAAAGAUCUCAAACAAACUUCUUUCACAUUGUCAUUAUGGGGUAUUUGUAGAAUUUUGAGGAAAAUAAUGAUUUAAUCCAUUUUGGAAUAAGGCUGUAACAUAGAAUUUGGGAAAAGUGAAGCGCUGUGAAUACUUUCCGGAUGCACUGUAAGUGUAGUAACAGUUUGAGUGUAACAAACUAUUGCUAGAAUUGGAAAUUAACGUAGCGAACACCGAAAAGGGGAGUGAAACGAACCGAGAAGUAUACCACUGGUGUUAUACUAAAUAUAAGUAUCUUGGAAUGGCACUUGACCAGUCAAAUUAGUUGACCUUAAUUAACUGUUGUAUAAUACAUCCUUACUUCACAAGUUGAGGAGGUACUAUGUUAUUAGUGUGUUUUUUUUCCAUAAUGAAAAGCAAGUUUUCAGUUAAAACACCUUGAAAUGUGUUUUUUGGGACACUUUGCUCAUUUUUACCAAACCCUUUACUAUUUGCUAUUGACUAUGCUUAGAAGUUCCAGCAUAAUUCAUUGUUAUUAAUACUGUUUGCUGCAUCAGUUCACAUGCUGUAAGUGCCUCUCAGGAGGUAUUGAUACUGGGAAACACCCCUAAAUAUAGAAACUUCAUGGGCAUGAAGGGUUAGGGUCAUAUAGUUAAUUUCAGAAAGGAGAAAGAGGAUUGGUCCAAGGGAGGGGCAUGUGGCUUAUCCCACCAGCAAACCCACCAAUAGGAUUUUGUCUUGACUAUAACAGUGCUCAAUGUAAACACAAGGAAAAGAAACCUAAACUAUAUAUAGAUUGUACUGCAUAUGUAAGUGGACCUUGUUAACAUUUUGACUGGGGAGGAGUACAGACAGGAAUUGAGUGCUUCAGAAACUUUGCCCCAGGCUUUUUUUUCACUUCAGCGAUCCAUUUUCUCUCUCAUUGUGUUUAUGUGACUGAUGGGGCGGUACAUCAGCACAAAUUUGGACAGAACCUUUGGGCCACAGAGGUUGCAGUUACUAUGUAGGAUAAGGAACCUGCACACUAGCACCAGAGUUUUGUCUCAUCUUGCUGCGACUCCUUGUUCCAUUAGGCCCCACAGGUCAUACAUGAACUGCCACUGUAAUUUUGUCUGGAGCAUUUCCCUCAAAGGAUCACAGGCGAGACCUCUGAGGCCCACACAUACUGGUCUGAAACAUGAAGUUAAACAGUGCUAUGUCCAGGUUUCUCGCAUUUAUUCCACUUCCAACAGGGAGAGCUUGAAACCAGAGGCUCCAGUUAGGGAUUACACUGACAGUAAGGCUAAUUUGCAGAUGCAAUGGAUGCAAAUAAGAUUCAGAGACUCUUUCAAGCACUUGUCUCGACAUAUCAAUGUGUAUUUUAAACAGAAAGAGAUGUCUACGUCUUGUGAUGUUGGUCAGGCUGGAUUUAUGUCUGCACUGCAGAAGCCUCUUACUGGAGUGCAAAAACAAGCACAGACCCAAAAUGCUGUUGAGGGCAAAGAGGCCAGAGAGUUUAAACGGGUGCAGUGUCUAUCCAUUAGCCAGUCUGAGGAAUCACCUUUGACCUCAGGAUAUCCGGGACUACAACUGUUUCAUAUGAGUUCUCUGGUGACCAAAUUUGGGGAAAGCUAUAGUUAUGUAGCCAGUCACAUAAACUCUGUGUUCUCGAAACAAAUCUGUAUGGAGGUGCCAUCAUCUGAAGACAUUCUUGGAAGGGCUAGGGAAAUAUCUAGAAGAACUACCAAAAAUCAGAGCACCAAUAUCAAAGAAAAUGUGUUUCCAGAAACUAGCCCCACUCACCUUAAUGCAGCUACAGUAGAUGUUAAUAACACUGAUGUUUGUAGCUCCUUAGAGGAAGGGUAUCUUCAUUUUGCUUGUCAUAUCAACCGAUACUUUGGUGCAAAAGUGACAGAUACUAUUAAGGAUUCACCACAUCAGCAAGGCAAGGACUCAGAGACUCACCUGGACCAUCAGAAAAGUUGCACAGCCUCACCGGACACACUUCCCCUCCGUCCUAAAUCUCUUUUCCAUAUGAGCAACCUCACCACACACUUUGGGGAAAACUAUGCCUAUAUGGCCACUCAUAUCAAUCGCUAUUUCCAAAGCUCUGCAGCUACAGAUGAGGAAAUGGAAAGAGAUCCAUACCGUGGAGAAUCUGGAAGUACUCUGAAGAAACAUACAUCCUUGUUCCAGGGCCUUUUCAGGAGCUACCUGGGAAGGGUUUCUAGUAGUCCUACCACAGUAGACCUUACCCUGGACAGAGUGGCAGAACGAAGACAGCUGGCAGAGGACAGGACUCGAGUUCUACUGGGCAAGCUGGAGAAAGCAAGGACAUGUUCAUCUAUCAGCUCCUGUAUAGAAGAGUUGAACGCUCACUUAAUUCUCAACCCAGCAUGCAAGAGUGUUGUGUGGCAGGAAAAAUCAACAACGCAUGUACUGAAGCAUCGACGGCUAUUUUGGAUGGAUGAGAAACUUCAAGCUGCCAUUAGAGAAACUCUAGCCCUGAUCGGCUAUGUGGAUCCACUCAAAGGCUGGGGGAUACGAGUGCUGUCCAUCGAUGGUGGUGGCACCAGAGGGGUCGUUCCACUGCAGGUACUAAAAGAGCUGGAGGCUCAGACAGGAAAACGGGUCUAUCAGCUCUUUGACUAUGUGUGUGGCGUGAGCACAGGAGCCGUUUUGGCCUUCAUGUUGGCUUUGGCUCAUUUCUCGAUAGAGGAGUGUGAGGAAAUGUACAGACGUUUUGGGUCAGAUGUUUUCAGACAGAACCCUCUGGUUGGCACUGUGAAAAUGGGCUGGACUCACUCAUACUACAAUACGGAGACAUGGGAGAUGAUCCUGAAGGAGAAAAUAGGUGACCACCUCCUUGUUAGAACAGCCAGAGAUGAGCGGAGUCCUAAGGUGUCUGCAGUGAGUGCAGUAGUGAACUGGGGUACCAGUCCCAAACCCUUUAUCUUUAGAAACUAUAAUCACUCUCCAGGAUGCCUCAGCCGUUAUGCAGGUGGAUCUGGAUACCAACUGUGGCAGGCAGUACGAGCUUCUUCUGCUGCUCCAGGAUACUUCCAGGAGUUUCCCCUAUAUAAUGACAUACAUCAGGAUGGAGGUAUCAUUCUGAACAAUCCCUGUGCUCUUGCUGUCCACGAAAGCCGGCUACUCUGGCCCAAUCAGCCCUUCCAGUGUGUGCUGUCUCUAGGAACCGGUUGGUAUGAUAAUGCCAGAAGGGGGCCUGCCACGUCCACUAGUCUCAGAGCCAAAAUCAGCAACUUGAUCAGCAGUGCCACAGACACUGAGGGUGUGCACACUCUGCUGGCGGAUCUGCUGGAGCCAAAUGUGUAUUUUCGCUUUAACCCAAUGCUGAGUGCUGAGGUCUCACUGGAUGAAAGCAGGCCUGGUGCUCUGAAGCAGCUUCAGGUGGAUACUAAGCAGUAUUUAGAGAGGAAUGAGCCCAAACUGAAACUGCUUUGCGGUGUACUGGGUGAAGAACGCACAACAUUCUGGAAAACUCGGGACUGGAUCAGUGAGAAAGCCUGGCAGCUACAGCAGCGAUGGGCAUGACUGAAUAAAUGACAUGGGUUUGAAGACCUGCUAAACUUUGCUCUGUUUACAGAGUGCAAUAUUACAAUGAGGUGGUAUCAAUUGUAAUGCUUCUUCAGCUCUUCACUUGUGCAAUGACCUCACAUGAAAUAAACUUUUGUAAAUUAUUGUCACUGGUUCUUUGUCAAGACAUAGUACACCUGAAGCUGUCACAAGGGAAAUGUGCAGUGGUGUACCAUUUCAGGUCGAAACAGGAUCACAGGACUAUUUUUUAACAUGUUUCAGUCCUCAUUUGAGAGUUAAGAAAAAUGAAUAGUUUUGCCUUUCCUGAAUACAUUGACUUUUUUUUCUUGCCAUUUAUAGUAGUUAUUUAUACCAUACAGUCUAAAUUAUGUGUCAGAAACCUGAGUAGAUAGCAGCCGUUAAUGUUCCCAGUGUUUGACCAAUGCACUGAAGGCACACAAUAGUGUCUCUGGAUUUUGAUCGAGGUUAUGUGAUGAUUUUAGUACUGUAUUAAUAUUGAAGGUAAUAAUAUGUUUUUGAACAGUUUGGAGUGUUAUUUCAGACAAAUAAACAAAUCUAGA